This is a messenger RNA of Panonychus citri (citrus red mite), 1283 nucleotides long. Its product is annotated as decapping nuclease DXO homolog. Gene Ontology annotation, biological process: nuclear-transcribed mRNA catabolic process; NAD-cap decapping. The transcript has a single exon. NCBI's taxonomy places the organism in Eukaryota, Metazoa, Arthropoda, Arachnida, Trombidiformes, Tetranychidae. Gene Ontology annotation, molecular function: mRNA 5'-diphosphatase activity. Bases 172 to 1137 code for a protein of 321 amino acids. Gene Ontology annotation, cellular component: cytosol; nucleus. The record is from RefSeq and is a predicted model, not a curated record.
UCUCGAUCUUCACUGAAGUUCAAACUUUAAUUGUGAAAUUUUCUCGGCUCGUCUCCUUGUCUAAUCUGUAGAUACCUUAACCUAUCGGUCGGUGAAAUUCAUUAAAAUGGCUUCCAGUUCAACUGGUCAUUCUGUCGUCUUCACGAAACCCAAAAGGUUGGGCUACUUUUCAUGUCGUUUCGGCCCUCAAGGGAAACGUAUUUUAGCGACAAAUCCGCGCUGAGAUAUUAUUCUCAGCCGCGCCAUAGUCGUGUCAACCUGAUGGGCGGUUUUUCGAAUGGCCUCAAAUGGGGUCGUGUCCCCCAUGAAGAAAUGCCUUUGCUUAGAUGGGUGUUGGAAGCUUCUGACCGUGAGUCAGAACUUAGUUCUGACUUUAUUUGCCAUUCUCGUGUUCUAAGAACCAUCUUAUCCACUCCUUGUAAUGCUGAGGAUGAUUGGGCUAUUGUGGCCGUUAAAGUUGGUCGGUCCAUCAUUCUAAAAGAAGUCGAUACUGAUCGACGAAAAAUUGAAAAGUUGAGACAAAAAGGCUCAUCGAACGCUGGUUCUUAUGCUGGUUUUCAGUUCAUUUCGAAAUAUACCCGUCGAUUUGAUGGAACAAGAGUACCAACCUUGACCGAUGGUCAUCGUGACUCGUUUUACCUUGUUACUCAAUCUCGAAUUAACUCUCAUUCCAUUAUUUGUGCUAAUCGAACUGAUUGUCUUGAAGAUAAAAGUCAAUAUGAGAAACCGCUUGAAGAGAUGAAGUUUGUUAAAUUGGCCACUCGAAGUCAUUAUUGGAAUGACCCAAGACGAGAUGCGUUCUGGCAUAAACGAGCUGCUAAUUGGUGGGCUGAAGGUAUUGUCAGCGGUAUAACAACAAUUCUCUGCGGUCAAAAGACACACGGAAAUCGAGUUGGUAAGGUUAUCCAAGAAGACGUCAAGUGUUUACCUCAUAUUGGACAUCCAUGGGAACCGAAUACUUGUUUCAAUUGGUUGGAUCAAACACUUUCCGUCAUCAAACUAAAGGUCGUCGAGGAUUUGGUUCCAUAUCGUUUCUAUUAUCAACCGGACGGAAAACCAUCUUAUUCUAAAUUGGAUGAGCCCGUGGAAAAUUAUGUUCCCCGUUGGUUCAUCGAGCGAAAGCAACCAGUUCCCUAAGGGAACUUUCAUUGACUUUCACUCAGACCUCGAAACGGAAUCAAAAGUAAGUUCGACUUGUUCUAAGUGAACGAAAAUUCCAAUUACAUUGAAAUAAAUGGAAUCGAUUGUUUUUUCAAUUUUCUUUGCAUAAAUUAAUUCAUUUA